This is a messenger RNA of Mytilus trossulus (common blue mussel), 974 nucleotides long. RefSeq lists its product as uncharacterized. The transcript is spliced from 2 exons. The record is from RefSeq and is a predicted model, not a curated record. Bases 273 to 893 code for a protein of 206 amino acids. Lineage: Eukaryota; Metazoa; Mollusca; Bivalvia; Mytilida; Mytilidae.
UUCAAAAUUAAAAUUGAUGUAGAUGAUUAUUGAAAAGAAGUAUUGUCAUUAUCCAUUGGCAUAGACUAUAAAUGGAAUAAUCGAAGGGUUACUCAAUUCACUGUCGUUUGAACUUGGUAAACACAAACGUUACAAGUUGAACAUGUGUCCGGCUUAUGAAGCUGAUGAAAGAUUUAUAUGUGAAAAGACCAGGUUUUUGUUAUAGACGCGCUUCCUUAGCUCGUUACAGUUUCGCCAACAUGCUUUGUAUCAAUAUAUAACUAAAGCAUCUUAUGGAAAUACAUUCUCUUGUGAAAAAGACGUAUUCUUGUUGUUUUCCAGCAAGUUUUAGCAUGUUUAUUCAACUUCUAAUUAUCGGUAUAUCUACUUGUGUGAAUGCAUAUCCCUGGAUAAAUUUGAAAGAAAAUGGUGUAGAUAAGCUGUCAACAGGAUUACAAUACCAGGAUAAUAAUGACCUUUCAAACGAAUUGAAUUCCUUGAUUGAAAAACUGUAUUCUAAUAGACUCAGUACGUUAGAGGAAGAAAAUAAAUUAUGGAGUGAAAACAAUGAUACACCAAACAUAUACGAUAGUGACAAAACAUCGCAUGCUCUCGCAGAACUCUUGACGUACAAUCCAUUACCAGAGUGUCAAGAGAAAUAUUUGAUCAAUAUGAAACAAUUUAUAUCAUGCAUCAAAGAAAUUCAAGGAAAUAUACAUAGUGGUGUACUUUCAAAGCGCAGAGAUGGGUUGAUGAAGUUAAAUCCUACUGGCUGGAAGCGGAAACGACGGGACACUGCUACAAGUUUGGCGCUUGAUCAAAGAAGUCAAAACGAGUAUCGACUUAACCAGCUGAUUAAUCACCUGUUGAUGCAGAAGCGAGAAAAGAUGCGGUUUAAUCCAACUGGUUGGUGAUGAAAGACUAUUAGAUACCUUAACGUUUAAUAAGGCUUUGAAAAUAAAUUACAAAUGUUUCCAAAAGGAUAGUUUUGUACU